AUGGCGCCGCCAUCAGGCAAGCGCGUAAAGGGCACCCAGAUCUACCGGCCUUUUAUCUACGGGACCACAGCGCGCCCGUUCGACGCGGACACGAACCCCAAACCGCCCGGCGUGCCCGACGACCACACGCACUCGUGGACCGUCUUCGUCAAGGGCAUCGACGAUGUCGACAUCACAUACUGGCUGCGUCGCGUGCAGUUUAAGCUGCACGAGUCGAUCCCCAACCACGUCCGCACGAUCGAGGGUACCAAGGGAAAGCCGUUCGAGAUCCACGAGACGGGCUGGGGCGAGUUCGAGAUCACCAUGAAGCUCUACUACGUGGCCGAGUCGGGCGAGAAGCCCCAGACGCUGUACCACCACCUACGGCUGCACCCGUACGGCCGGACCGAGGAGGAGAAGGAGGCGAUGCGGCUGAGCGGCGACGACAUCAUAUCGUGGACUUAUGAGGAGCAGAUAUUCAACGAGCCAUACGACGCCUUUUACGACAUUUUGACGUCGGGCGCCUUCCCCGUCAGCAGUGGCGGCGGAGGAGGAGCCAAGGGUGGCGGCAAAGGAGGAAAGUCCAAGGAUAAAGACGACCAGCAGGCCCAGCAGCCGCAGCGCUCGCCCGGCGGCGUGCUCGACCGCAGCGCUAUGAUCCCCCUCACCAACCGCCCCGGCCAGCCCUUCAGCCGCGAGACGGAGCAGGUUGAAAUCCAGAAGCUCAAGGACGCGCUCGUCAAGGUCGAAGAGCUCACCAAGCAGAUAGCCGAGGAUGUGCAACAGAAGGAAGCGCGUCUGCGGGGGCUACGGGCCGAUGCGGGUAUCAAGGCGUAG
Lasiosphaeria miniovina is the source of this 816-nucleotide messenger RNA. RefSeq names its product YAF9-like protein. Bases 1 to 816 code for a protein of 271 amino acids. Lineage: Eukaryota; Fungi; Ascomycota; Sordariomycetes; Sordariales; Lasiosphaeriaceae. The transcript is spliced from 2 exons. The record is from RefSeq and is a predicted model, not a curated record. Gene Ontology annotation, biological process: regulation of DNA-templated transcription.